AUGUCGAAGAGAAUAAUGUGUGAAGUAUUCUGUACUGCUGAGGACUUAGGAAUGGACAUCUUUUAUAGCGAUACGGACAGUAUGCAUCUGUACAAUGAAGAUAUCCCUCGUUUAGCUGAAGAGUUUGAGAAACGUUAUGGAAGAGUUCUCAUUGGUAAAAACCUUGGUCAAUUUCAUAGCGACUUUGCAGAAAUCACAAAAGAUAAACAAAGUUUAGCAUACAAGUCAAUAUUUUGUGGAAAGAAGACUUACAUAGACUUACUCACGAAUGAUUUAAAUGAAGUUGCAUUUCACUGCAGAAUGAAAGGCGUGAAGCAAGAUGUUAUUGCUUUAACCGCUAAUGAAAUGUUUCCUGACUCUGUUCAGUGUUUCUAUGAUGAAGAUAAAGGUUUAAUGGUUCCGCAAGGAACAUAUGACAAAGACUCUGAGUUCAGUGUUAUGAAGUUAUAUAAAGCACUUUAUGACGGUCAAGAGAUUGCAUUCGACUUAUGUAAGUCUGCUACACCUGCAUUUGAAGAGAAGUUUAACUUUUCUAUUCAGACUAAGACUUCAUUCAUAAGAAAGCUUAAGUUCUGA
Trichomonas vaginalis G3 is the source of this 576-nucleotide messenger RNA. Its product is annotated as organellar and viral DNA polymerase type B. NCBI's taxonomy places the organism in Eukaryota, Parabasalia, Trichomonadida, Trichomonadidae. Gene Ontology annotation, molecular function: nucleic acid binding; nucleotide binding. The record is from RefSeq and is a predicted model, not a curated record. The coding region runs from base 1 to 576 and encodes 191 amino acids. The transcript has a single exon.